Molecule: messenger RNA, 851 nt
Organism: Periophthalmus magnuspinnatus
Lineage: Eukaryota; Metazoa; Chordata; Actinopteri; Gobiiformes; Gobiidae
Gene: sec11a
Product: SEC11 homolog A, signal peptidase complex subunit
Exons: 6
Coding region: 137-676 (179 amino acids)
Cellular component (GO): signal peptidase complex; membrane
Molecular function (GO): serine-type endopeptidase activity
Source: RefSeq, a predicted model, not a curated record
GGCGGGACUUCCGGUGCCGCGCACCAGGAAGACACGGAUGCGAGAAAAUACAGCGAGACCGUGCAUCCAUAUGGUCGUUUCAUUGAAUAAUUUUAAUGUGAUUUAAGUCAAUUUUCUACACAGUAGUUUUUUCAAAAUGCUAUCUUUAGAUUUUCUCGAUGAUGUCCGUCGCAUGAAUAAACGGCAGCUUUAUUACCAGGUGCUCAACUUUGGUAUGAUUGUUUCUUCUGCACUGAUGAUCUGGAAGGGUUUAAUGGUUGUCACAGGAAGCGAAAGUCCAAUAGUAGUCGUUCUCAGUGGUAGUAUGGAGCCUGCUUUCCACAGAGGAGACCUACUUUUCUUGACCAACCGUGUAGAGGACCCCAUCAGAGUUGGAGAAAUUGUCGUGUUCAGGAUAGAGGGGCGAGAGAUUCCAAUAGUACACAGGGUACUGAAGAUCCAUGAAAAGGAAAAUGGAGACAUUAAGUUUUUGACUAAAGGAGACAACAAUGCUGUUGAUGACAGAGGGUUGUAUAAGCAGGGCCAACACUGGCUGGAGAAAAAAGAUGUUGUUGGACGAGCCAGGGGGUUUGUGCCAUACAUCGGAAUUGUCACCAUUCUCAUGAACGACUAUCCCAAAUUUAAAUAUGCUGUUCUCUUCAUGCUGGGGCUGUUUGUGUUGGUCCAUCGAGAAUGAGAUGCCUCCCAAAGAGACACAGAAUACAACGUCCAGAAAGCUCCACUUAAUGCUUUUCAGAAACAUAUUUAAGUUACAUUUUGUCACAUUCAACACUAUUUGUACUAUUAGUUGAAUGUUUUAUAGAGAUGGUAAGAUGUCUGUGUUAAUAUGACAAUAAACCUCAACUUCAAAA